Brugia malayi is the source of this 1164-nucleotide messenger RNA. RefSeq lists its product as uncharacterized. Gene Ontology annotation, molecular function: GDP-mannose 4,6-dehydratase activity. The record is from RefSeq and is a predicted model, not a curated record. The coding region runs from base 1 to 1164 and encodes 387 amino acids. The transcript has 9 exons. Gene Ontology annotation, biological process: GDP-mannose metabolic process. NCBI's taxonomy places the organism in Eukaryota, Metazoa, Nematoda, Chromadorea, Rhabditida, Onchocercidae.
AUGACGAUUAAUGCAACGAAAAUGAAUACAGAGACGCAAGAAAACUGUCUUGGUAAUAGGAGUUCAAUGAAGACUAUUUCUGAAGUGGAAAGAUACAAAUGUCGGGCACGGAAAAUUGCUUUAAUUACUGGAAUAUCGGGACAGGAUGGUUCCUAUCUUGCCGAAUUGUUGUUGUCGAAAGGUUAUGAAGUGCAUGGAAUUAUCCGACGAUCGUCAUCCUUCAACACAGCCCGCAUAGAGCAUUUGUAUUCAAAUCCAAUAACUCAUCAUGCCGACUCCAGCUUCACGCUCCAUUAUGGUGAUAUGACAGAUUCAUCCUGCCUGAUUAAAAUUGUCAGUCAGAUUCAACCAACAGAAGUGUAUCACUUGGCUGCUCAAAGUCAUGUCAAGGUAUCUUUUGACUUGCCAGAAUAUACAGCUGAAGUUGAUGCUGUUGGAACGCUGCGUUUACUGGAUUCCAUUCAUGCCUGUGGUUUAACUAAUAAAGUAAAAUUCUAUCAAGCCUCAACAUCCGAAUUGUAUGGUAAAGUACAAGAAGUGCCUCAAAAAGAAACCACACCGUUCUAUCCUCGUUCACCUUAUGCUGCCGCGAAGCUUUAUAGCUACUGGAUUGUGGUCAAUUAUCGUGAAGCAUACAGCAUGUUCGCUUGCAAUGGAAUUUUAUUCAAUCAUGAAAGCCCACGACGAGGCGAGACAUUCGUUACACGUAAGAUCACGAGAGCAGUUGCAAAAAUUGCCUUAGGGCAGCAAGAAGUAUUGGAAUUGGGAAAUUUGAGCUCCAGUCGUGAUUGGGGACACGCCAAAGAGUAUGUCGAGGCCAUGUGGAGAAUAUUACAAUAUGAUAAGCCUGAUGAUUUUGUUAUUGCAACGGGGAAGAGCUAUACUGUUCGCCGAUUCGCCGAGCUUGCUUUCGAGGAAAUUGGGAAAAAAAUAAUUUGGGAGGGUGAAGGAGUGCAUGAAGUUGGGAAAGAAGAGGACACUGGUAUCGUUCGAGUCAGAGUCAGUUCCAAAUACUACAGACCAACGGAGGUGGAUCUACUCAUAGGUGAUUCUACAAAAGCGAAACAAAAACUCAACUGGGAGGCAAAAACUACACUUGAGGAGCUCGUGAAAGAAAUGGUAGCAAGCGAUUUACAACUCAUGAAAUCAAACCCAAUGGCCUAA